Messenger RNA from Sphenostylis stenocarpa, 300 nucleotides. The record is from the annotation of a GenBank genome assembly. Lineage: Eukaryota; Viridiplantae; Streptophyta; Magnoliopsida; Fabales; Fabaceae.
AUGUCCAUUAAUACCACGUUGAAUAGCAAUCUGGAGAUUUCUCCAAGAAGUGGAAGAUCAAAGUCUGCUGAAGGCCUAGGAGUUCAUUCAACUAUAGCAAAGUCUAGAGCAGCGAAUUCCUUAUUCUCUCCUCCUUAUGGUUACAGGAAUCUGUCCAACCUCUAUUGGUCAUCUGGAAAGGGUCAUCCCUUGCUUCUUCGAUCCUCGGCCAUAUGUCCUCUGAAAGCUCUCCCUUGUUUGGUUUUGGUUGGGAAAGGCCGGGCGGAGCUGUGGAUGCUGAGUCCUUUCCUUGGAGAAUAG